Molecule: messenger RNA, 1401 nt
Organism: Exophiala xenobiotica
Lineage: Eukaryota; Fungi; Ascomycota; Eurotiomycetes; Chaetothyriales; Herpotrichiellaceae
Exons: 3
Coding region: 61-1401 (446 amino acids)
Biological process (GO): 3-(3-hydroxy)phenylpropionate catabolic process
Molecular function (GO): 3-(3-hydroxyphenyl)propionate hydroxylase activity; FAD binding
Source: RefSeq, a predicted model, not a curated record
ACCAGAUCCUUUCCUUCUACGACUCCUGAAUUCAAACGCCAUUGGUAAACGGCGGUAAAUAUGUCGUCGUCGAAAUCACCCCCGUGGGCCAUCAUCGUGGGCGCCGGUCCCAGUGGGCUCUUGCUGGGCCUGCUCCUCGCCAAACGGGGCAUCCCCGUCCAGCUGGUGGACUUGUCGUACGAACUCGACAAGAAUCCGCGGGCAACUCACUACGGCACCCCGGCCAUGUAUGAGUUGAACCGGGCAGGCGUGGUCGAAGAGAUGCGCGCCCAAGGAUUCCACCCCAACUCGGUAUGCUGGCGGAAACUUGACGGCACGUACCUGACGGGCAUCGACAUGACCAUCCUGGGCGACUACCCAGACCGCAUGGUGUGCCUGCCCCUCAACAAGCUCGGCAAGAUCCUGUACGAGCAUAUCAGUCGGCAGCCCUCCGCCACCGUCAACUGGGGGUAUAAAGUCGUUUCGCUCGGUCAGGACGAUGACAAGGCUUGGGUCAAUGUCGAGACCCCCGAAGGUCCCAAGAGGCUCGAGGCCAAGUACAUUAUCGGGUGCGACGGUGCCAACAGCCAAGUUCGACGGUCGUUGUUUGGAGACUGGGAGUUCCCCGGAAAGACUUGGGACCAACAGAUUGUUGCCACGAAUACAUACUACGACUUCGAACCUUACGGCUGGCUCGACUCGAACUUCAUCAUCCAUCCGGAACACUUCUUCAUGGCCGCUCGGAUCGGCAAGGACGGGCUUUGGCGCAUCACGUACGGCGAGAAACCUGGUUUAACGACGGAGCAACUGCGUGAAAGACUACCCACCAAGUUCAAGACGUUCCUACCUGGCCACCCGGAACCCGAUCAGUACAAGGUCGUCAAUUUCAGCCCCUACAAGAUCCACCAGAGAUUGGCGCCCAGUAUGCGCGUUGGACGUUUCUGUCUAGCUGCCGACGCUGCUCAUUUAUGCAACCCCUUCGGCGGCAUGGGCUUGACCGGCGGAAUCGUCGACAUCGGCGGGCUAUAUGACUGCCUGGUCGGCAUAUACGACGGUCUGGCGGACGAUUCCAUCCUGGACAAGUACUCGGAGAUCCGGUCGCAGAAGUACAACGACAUCAUCAACCCGAUCUCAAGCGACAACAUCGUCCGGCUGUUCGGCCAGGAUGCCGACACGGCGCUGGAGAACGAUGAUUUUCUGAAGAUGCUGAAAAGGGGUGAGACCGAUUUGGAAUUUGCAAAGGAGUUCCAGAAAGGCGCGUAUGCGCUGCAGCAUGAUUUCACGCAAUACUACAACAACCACAAGAAGCCGAGUGCUGAUGCACCGAAUGGGGACGCGAAAGCGAACGAAAAGGUCGUCGGAGAAGUGGCUCCUCAGGUCCCUCUUCCGCAGGCGGUGGCUGCAGGGGGAGUGACGGAUUGA